AUGAGUGAUGAAGAAUCAAUUCAUAAAGAAGAGAAGUUAGAUACAAAUGGAGGACAUACUAAUGAGAUUGUAGAAACCAAUUGUAACGACAGCAACGACAAAAACGGCAGCCAUGAUUUAACACAUGACAACAACGAUAACAAUGACAACAGCAAUAACAACACACAAGAUAACACACAAGAGUCAAUAACAGAAUCAGAAGCUGAGGAAGAUGAACCACCAAAACUUAAAUAUUCAAGAAUAACUCAACUUCCACCAAAUUUUUUCACAAAGGAUCCAGUUUCAUCAUGUUUUUUUCAAGAUAAAUUUUUUAUAUUUGCAACUCAUUCAGGAAUAAUUCAUUUAUGUAAAUCAAAUUUUGAACCCGUUAGAACAUUUAAAGCUCAUAGAGCUUCUGUAUUAAGUACUUUUAUAGAUGGUCAAUUUUUUGCAUCUGGUUCAAUUGAUGGUACUGUUGUUAUUGGAUCGAUUUUAGAUGAAAAAGAUAUAAUUGCUUAUGAUUUUCAAAGACCCAUACAUUGUAUUGUAUUAGAUUCAAAUUUUUCAAACAAGAGAAGUUUUAUAACUGGUGGAAUGAGUGGUAAAAUCAUAUAUUCAAGUAAAAAUUGGUUAGGCAAAAAAACGGAUUAUAUUAUAGAUCAAAAUAAUGGUCCAAUUGUUGGAUUAACUAUAAUUGAUGAUCUAAUAAUAUGGAUGAAUGAUAAAGGUAUAAAUGUUUUCCAUUUAGCUAAUAGAUCAAUUAUAAAAAUUUUGGAGAAACCAAAAGAUAGUGCAAGAAAUGAUUUAUAUUGGCCAAGAUAUACACAACCUGAUCCAGAUAGAUUAAUUAUAGCAUGGAGUAAUUAUAUUUGGUCAUUAAGAAUUUCAUUAAAAACUUCAGAAGAUAAACAACAAGAUCAUCAAUCACCAAUUUCUUCAGGUAUGAGUAAAAUUUUACCAUCAACUGCAUCAAUAUCUUUCCGAAAUAUUCAAGAAAAAAAAAUUGAAAUCGAACAAAUUUUCAAAUUAAAUGAUUUAAUAUGUGGUAUAGCAAGUUUUAAAGAUGAUUUAUGGAUGGUAUUAACUUAUAAUCCACCAACUAAUAAAAAAAUUUUUAAUAAUCCAGAUUUAAAAUUAAUAAAUUCAAUGAAUGGAGAAAUUGAAUUUGAAGAAGAAUUAGGUUUAAAAAAUGUUGAUAAUUUAGGAUUAAAUGAUUUUUAUUUAGGUUUUCAUAUUGAAAAUAUUCCAAAAUAUUUUAUUAUAAGUGCAAAAGAUGGUGUAUUAGCUCAAGAAUUUCAAAUUAAUGAUAGAUUAAAUUGGUAUUUAGAAAAAGAAGAUUAUUUACGGGCUUUUGAAAUAAGUGAACAUUUAGUUGAUUUUAAUAAGAGGUUAAGUUAUGGAAUACAAUAUGUUGAUUCAUUAAUGAAAGAUAAUGAAUGGGAAAAAGCAAGUGAAUUUUUGAAGAUAUUAUUACCUGUAAAUAUUGAGGAAGAUAUUGAAAAGAGUGAAGAAGAUAUUACAAAAAGUGAAGAAAUAAUCAGUCAAUGGCAAACUUGGUCAAAUAUAUUUAUAAAUAGUAAUCAUGUUAAAGAAUUAACAAACGUUUUACCACAAACCGAUGAAUUAUCAAAAGAAAUAUAUAAUAACAUAUUAUUAUAUUGGAUUGUUAAAGAUACAGCAAUUUUGAGAAAUUUGAUAAGUGAAUGGGAUAUAGAAAUUUAUGAUUUUGUAAAAAUUGAAUUAAAAUUAAUUAAAAAACAAGAUCUUCAAAAUUUAGAUGAAAAUAUUGAAAAUUCAUUAAUUAUAAUAUAUAACAAAUCAAUUCAACCAAUAAAAGCAGUAAAACAUUUAUAUAAUCUUAAAAAUGAUUCAAUUAUUGAAUAUUGUUUUAAUAAUCAUAUUUUACAAAAUUUUAUUACAGAAUUGCCAGAGUUUAUAAAAUUAAAAUUUAAAAAUAAUGAAAUUAAUACUUUAUCAGUAGAUAAAUUAUAUGAUAUUUUAGAUCCCGUCAUCACCAUAUUUAUUGAUUUAAGAUUAGAAAUCCUUCCCCAACAAAUUAUUGAAAUUUUUAAAAAUUCAAAUUUACAAAUUAUAAAUUAUUUUUAUUUAAACAAGCUAAAAUCAAUUGAUAACUACUUAAUCUACAAUUUUCAAAAUGAAAUUAUUCAAUUAUAUUGUGAAUUCAAUAAAGAUUUACUUUACGAUUUCCUUAUAUCAAAUAAUAAUUAUAAUAUAGAAGACACUAUAAAAUUAUGUGAAAACAAUGAAUAUUAUAAAGAAUUAAUUUAUUUAUUAGGAUUAAUUGGAGAAAAUCAAAAAGCUUUAAAUUUAGUUAUAACAAAAUUAAAUAAUCCAGAAAUGGCUUUUGAAUAUGUUUUAAAAUUAAAUGAUAAAGAAGUUUGGAAAAAAUUUAUAACACAGUCAAUAACAAGAUUUAAUUUUUUAAAAAUCUUGAUUGAAAAAUCAAAUGAAUCAACUUAUAAAUUUUAUGAUCCUAUAACAAUUUUAACUAAGCUAGAAGAAAAAAUAAAUGAUGGGAAUGAAGUGGUGACGGAUGUUGAAAAAUUAGAAAAUGAAGAAAUUUUAAGAAAUUUGAAACAAAGUAUUAUUGAAUUUAGUAAAAAUAAUCAAUUAAAUAAAUUAAUUCAACAAAUUAUUUUAAAAUUAAUUUAUAAACAAAGUCAAGAAUUAUCAAUUUUUUAUAAAAAUAAGAUAUUAAAAGGUAUUGAAGUUGAAAAUGAAAGUUAG
This is a messenger RNA of Lodderomyces pseudojiufengensis, 2727 nucleotides long. RefSeq names its product Vps41p (gene VPS41). The transcript has a single exon. The coding region runs from base 1 to 2727 and encodes 908 amino acids. Gene Ontology annotation, cellular component: late endosome; HOPS complex. Gene Ontology annotation, molecular function: protein binding. Gene Ontology annotation, biological process: vesicle-mediated transport; cellular response to starvation; endosomal vesicle fusion. The record is from RefSeq and is a predicted model, not a curated record. Lineage: Eukaryota; Fungi; Ascomycota; Pichiomycetes; Serinales; Debaryomycetaceae.